AUGGCUCUUAGACAACGGUUGUCGAACACAGGCGUGCAAAACAGCCCGUACUGUAGCUUGACACACAAACUAGCGAACGCAAUCCGGAGCUUUCAGAUUCGUGCAUCGAACAUCGUGCCAACAGAAGCAGAUGGCGCGUUGGGAGGGGCGCCGGAUACCGGCGUUGUGGUUGGACCCGUAGUGGUGGCUCCACCGGCGGAUCCGCUGGAGGCGGAUGAAGGAGCCCAGGGAUUAGGCAUUGGCUCAUUGGUUGGGGCUGCUGCACGACGUUCGCCUGCCGAAAAAAAAUAA
This is a messenger RNA of Opisthorchis viverrini, 291 nucleotides long. RefSeq lists its product as hypothetical. NCBI's taxonomy places the organism in Eukaryota, Metazoa, Platyhelminthes, Trematoda, Opisthorchiida, Opisthorchiidae. The transcript is spliced from 2 exons. The record is from RefSeq and is a predicted model, not a curated record. Bases 1 to 291 code for a protein of 96 amino acids.